AUGGCAAAUGUCGCGCUUUUGAUAGGCGAUCGAAAGCAAGCAAAGAAAGUUGUUCUGUUCUUUCACGGCGGUGGCUAUGCGGCCCCAAUCACGAAAGGACAUCUGGAUUGGUGCUGGCGAGCGUAUGUCCUUGCGGGGAUCGAAGAGGGCGUUGAGGUCGCAGUGGCUGUUCUUGAGUACACUUUGAUUCCCGAGGCGAGAUACCCAGUACAACUUCGACAAGCAGCAAGCGGACUGGCUUAUCUUCUACACAAGGGAAUUUCACCUCAGGAUAUCAUAAUUGGAGGAGACUCUGCCGGCGGACAACUAACAGCCCAGUUACUCUGUCACCUCCUUCAACCACUACCCACAGUCCCAGAAAUAACAUUAGCCAAGCCCCUGGCUGGUGCCUUUCUGGUUUCUCCAUGGGUAGCCCAAUCCACCGACGAUGCUUCAUACAGAGAGAACGCAUGGAUAGAUAUGCUUCCAACACCAGGCAUUGUAGCAUUUACCAAGGAGUUACUAGGCCCUGACGCCGAACCCACCAUCUCAGCAUUUCCACUAGAUAGAGAUGAGUCUAGUUUGGCCGGAAUGGCAUCUGUCGUGAGCCAGAUGUACGUGACUGCCGGAACACACGAGAUCUUCCGAGAUCAGGUGCUUGCUUUCAAGGAAAGGGUCGAGCUCUUGAACCCCGAUCUGAAGUUGCGGUUUCAGCGUUAUGAGAAUUGUGCCCAUGACUUUAUAGUCAUCGAGAACGAAGAUGGAGAGUGUACUCAGGAUAUGAAGCGGUGGAUGCUUGACUUACUGGCUGUGGAGUAG
Fusarium verticillioides 7600 is the source of this 798-nucleotide messenger RNA. RefSeq lists its product as hypothetical. The coding region runs from base 1 to 798 and encodes 265 amino acids. NCBI's taxonomy places the organism in Eukaryota, Fungi, Ascomycota, Sordariomycetes, Hypocreales, Nectriaceae. Gene Ontology annotation, molecular function: hydrolase activity. The transcript has a single exon. The record is from RefSeq and is a predicted model, not a curated record.